AAAAGAUUGCGAAUUAAAUUUUUGGCAACAGCAAUAGUUAAGGGCUGCUCUUAGUGAAAAUUGCGAAUUUGUUCUACGUUUUAAGUGUAAAGUGUGUGCAAUUAGCCAAUCGCUGUGUGCAUUGCAAACUCAAACAUCGUGUGUCGAUCGAAAUAUCAGCAGCAGAACUCAAACCAAUCGUCGCCGUCGCCGGACCCACACUCGUGCAUAUUUCGCAGUCGUCGUCGUCGACACGCUAUUUUAGGAAUUAGGCAUAUAAACAAUAUCGAGGCAUGUCCCGCUCUGAGUCAGCCUCCUGCACCAGCACCAGGACCACUAGUUCCGAGCCACCACUUUGUAAGCGACUUAAAUUGGAUGAUGCCGGCGAAGAUGGGUUGCCAGAAGCAUCAUCGAGCAGCGGCAGCGGCAGUGGCAGCAGUCAGCAGCAGCGACGCAAGCUCGCUGCUUGCAGCAGUAGCGGCAGCAACAACAACUACGAAAAUCACGACAAAGCAAACGACGUUGACAUGUUGACAGAGACAGCUAUAGCUACAGCUGCCAGCGAAACAGACGUGUGCGUAUCGUCGUCUACUUCUGACACGGGCGCAGCGAAUACGUCAAAGCAUUCUGCUGCCGGUGGCGGGGACGUUAGUACUUCGUCAGCAUUGAAUAAGGAAAGUAGUAACAAUUGUGCGUUGUCCUCGUCCGCGGCGGAAACAAAUUUACUGGAUACGGCAACAAUUGCGCGCACUGUCAGCUCAACAAACUCAGUUAGCUCCACCAAUAGCAAUUCUCACAACACCAAUACUACGACUACCACUGCCUCCGCCACCACCAACAACAACAAUAACAGUAAUAACAGUGCAGUUAUGGCUGCCAGCAACAGCAAUAGUGGUGGAGACAUCGAUGAGUCGCUCUAUUCGCGCCAACUCUAUGUGCUUGGACACGAUGCAAUGCGUCGCAUGGCCGAUUCGGACAUUUUGUUGUCCGGAUUGGGCGGCCUAGGUCUGGAGAUAGCAAAAAAUGUCAUUUUGGGUGGUGUUAAAUCGAUUACCCUCCAUGACACAGCACCUUGUACGCUCAACGACUUGGCUUCGCAGUUCUAUCUAACCACGUCGGACAUUGGCAAGAAUCGUGCCGAAGCGUCCUGUGCCCAACUGGCCGAGCUAAACAGCUAUGUGCGCACCCACUCAUAUACCGGUCCGCUCACGGAAGAGUUUCUCAGGCGUUUCCGUGUCAUCGUCCUGACCAACUCGGAUGCCAUUGAACAGCAGCGUAUUGGCGAGUUCGCCCAUGCGAAUAACAUUGCUCUCAUCAUCGCAGAGACGCGUGGACUGUUCGCCAAGGUCUUCUGUGACUUUGGAGAGAAAUUCACCAUCUAUGAUCAGGAUGGCGCGCAGCCGGUAUCAACAAUGAUAGCCAGCAUCACACACGAUGCGCAGGGUGUAGUCACCUGUCUGGAUGAGACUCGCCAUGGCUUCAAUGAUGGCGACUACGUCACCUUCUCGGAGGUGCAGGGCAUGCAUCAGUUGAAUGGCUGCCAGCCUAUCAGGAUCAAUGUGCUGGGACCUUACACCUUCAGCAUCGGGGACACCAGCAGCUUUGAUGAGUAUAAGUCAGGCGGCGUGGCCACACAGGUGAAGAUGCCCAAGACAAUUAGCUUCAAGUCCUUGGCACAGGCUGAGCAGGAGCCGGAGUUCUUGAUCUCUGACUUUGGCAAGCUGGAUGCACCCGCCACUCUGCAUGUGGCUUUCAAGGCUCUAACUUGCUAUUUGAAUGGAAAUCGUGGCUUGCCACGCCCCUGGAACGAGGAGGAUGCGCAAAAGUUUCUGCAGCUCUGCAAGGAGUUGAAGAGCGACGUAGAUGAGCAGCUGGUGCUGCAAUUCGCCAAGAUCUGCGCGGGCAAUACUUGCCCCUUGGAUGCCGCAAUAGGUGGCAUUGUCGCCCAGGAGGUGCUCAAGGCUUGCAGCGGCAAAUUCACACCUAUCUAUCAGUGGUUCUACUAUGAUGCGCUCGAGUGUCUGCCGGCCGAGGGCGUCACCGAGGCCGACGCGCAGCCAUUGGGCACGCGUUACGAUGCACAGAUUGCCAUAUUCGGAAAGAAGUUCCAGGACAAGCUGGCCGACUCGAAAUGGUUCAUUGUUGGCGCUGGCGCCAUUGGUUGCGAGCUGCUGAAGAACUUCGGCAUGCUUGGCCUGGGCGUGGGCAAUGGCCAGAUCUUCGUUACCGACAUGGAUCUCAUUGAGAAAUCGAAUCUGAAUCGCCAGUUUCUGUUCCGUCCGCACGAUGUGCAGAAGCCCAAGGCACUAACAGCUGCCGAUGCCAUUAAACGCAUGAAUCCCGAUGUUAAGGUCACGGCGUACGAGUUGCGUGUGGGCGCUGAAACCGAGAAGGUCUUCUCCGAGGACUUCUUUGGCAAGCUCGAUGGAGUGGCCAAUGCGCUGGACAAUGUCGAUGCACGCAUUUAUAUGGACCGCAAGUGCAUCUUCAAUCGCAUACCGCUGGUCGAGACGGGCACCUUGGGCACCAUGGGCAACGUGCAGGUGAUUGUGCCAUUUGCCACCGAGUCGUACAGCUCCUCACAGGAUCCCCCAGAGAAGAGCAUACCCAUUUGCACGCUGAAGAACUUUCCCAACGCCAUUGAGCACACGCUGCAAUGGGCACGCGACUCCUUUGAGGGUGUCUUCAAGCAGAGCGCAGAGAAUGCUGCACAGUACAUCUCCGAUCCUCAGUUCACUGAGCGCAUUCUGAAGCUGCCUGGCAUUCAGCCACUGGAGAUUCUGGAGUCAAUUAAGAAAGCCUUGAUUGAUGACAAGCCAAAGAGCUUUGCACACUGCGUGGAAUGGGCUCGCUUCCACUGGGAAGAUCAAUAUGCCAAUCAAAUCAAACAGCUGCUCUUCAAUUUCCCACCCGAUCAGGUCACCUCAAGUGGCCAACCUUUCUGGUCUGGACCUAAGCGCUGUCCCGAACCUCUUGUUUUCGAUGUAAAUGAACCGAUGCACUUGGAUUACAUUUAUGCGGCGGCCAAUUUGCGAGCCGAAGUCUAUGGUAUACCCCAAGUGCGUGAUCGCCAGAAGAUAGCAGAGCUGGUGCAGCAGGUUAAGGUGCCCGAAUUUAAGCCUCGCUCUGGUGUUAAGAUUGAGACAAAUGAGGCGGCUGCCGCUGCAGCUGCCAACAAUUUCGAUGACGGCGAAGUGGAUCAGGACCGCGUGGAUAAGAUCAUAUCGGAGUUGGUCAAGAACGCAGACAAGUCCUCGAAAAUAACUCCGCUGGAGUUCGAGAAGGACGACGAUAGCAAUUUGCACAUGGACUUCAUUGUGGCCUGCUCCAAUUUGCGUGCAACCAACUAUAAGAUCCCACCGGCCGAUCGCCACAAGUCGAAGCUGAUUGCUGGCAAGAUUAUUCCGGCCAUAGCCACAACUACCUCUGUGCUAUCCGGCCUGGCUGUGUUGGAGGUGAUUAAGCUAAUAGCCGGCCAUCGUGAUUUGCCCAAGUUUAAGAAUGCAUUCGCCAACUUGGCUUUGCCAUUCCUGGCCUUCUCCGAGCCGCUGCCGGCGGCCAAGAAUAAGUACUACGAUAAGGAGUGGACACUGUGGGAUCGCUUCGAGGUCACUGGGGAGAUGUCGCUGCAGGAAUUCCUCAACUACUUUGAAGAAAAUGAGAAACUGAAGAUCACCAUGCUGUCACAGGGCGUCUCAAUGCUCUAUUCAUUCUUUAUGCCCAAGGCCAAGUGCGCUGAGCGCCUGCCCCUGCCCAUGUCCGAAGUGGUGCGUCGCGUGUCUAAGCGGCGCAUCGAACCCUAUGAGCGUUCCUUGGUAUUCGAGAUAUGCUGCAACGAUGUCGACGGCGAGGAUGUGGAGGUGCCCUACGUGCGUUACACGCUGCCCUAAGCCACGCUACGACCACAACCUACCCUAAUCUUAAUUGUAACAGUUAAAUUAUUAUUUAAACAAAACAAGAGACACUUUUUUUUUGAGUUGUGCGCCUUACAAAUUUUUACGGUAUGUAGCAGGUUUGCAUUUUAAAAAAAGAUAAACCAGAACCAGACACACA
This is a messenger RNA of Drosophila arizonae, 4032 nucleotides long. It is a transcript of the gene Uba1, whose product is annotated as ubiquitin-like activating enzyme 1. Lineage: Eukaryota; Metazoa; Arthropoda; Insecta; Diptera; Drosophilidae. Gene Ontology annotation, cellular component: SUMO activating enzyme complex; cytoplasm. The record is from RefSeq and is a predicted model, not a curated record. Gene Ontology annotation, biological process: protein sumoylation. Gene Ontology annotation, molecular function: SUMO activating enzyme activity.